UUGUCAUUUAGCGAAACGAUCGUUUAGUGACCAAUCUUGAUCGUUUUUUCUGACAUUUCCUCUUGUUUUGUGCGAUUUUAUACCACAAUUAAGAGGAAAAUUAGUGCCAAAGUGAAGUUAAGCGUUUGUUUGUAAAUAGGAUAAUUAAUUAAGUUCCUGGAGCAGAACAAUGGCAAAACAGGCCCCGAAUCCAGCGAAGGCACAGCUAAGGGAUGAAGUAGCGGACAGGAUUGCAAAACUCACAACGGAAGAAAAAAAACGACAGUCUGAAAUUGUAUACAAUAAGAUAAUCAACCAUCCUUGGUACAAAUCAGCAAACCGCAUCUCUCUCUUCAUGAGCACAGACAGUGAGAUCAACACUGCCCCCAUCAUCGCCCACGUAAAAGCUAAGGGAGCCAUAGCCUUCGUCCCCCAGUACGUUGGGGGCAAGAUGAGGAUGUUACGCCUGGAGCCUGAUGAUGAUGAGAACACCAUGUUUAUUACGAAGCACGGGAUUGCGCAGCACGCGAAGACGCAGGUUCGGGAAGAUGCUCUUGAGACAGGAGGCCUUGACCUGAUCAUAGCACCUGGGGCUGCGUUCUCCAAAGCCGGUGACAGAUGCGGCCACGGCGGCGGCUACUACGAUAGGUUCAUCUCUGGCCUGAGGAGUAACCCCGAAACUGCGCCGAAGGUGAUGGCCGUAGCAUUCAACUGUCAAGUGGUAGAUCAUGUGCCUACAAACGAAUUGGAUCAGAAAGUCGACGAAGUUAUAUUUGCUGAGUGAUAUUUUAUAUCCUGUUUUAUGUGCUCGAAAGACUUGUAUUUUCACUUGUUAAACUAUAUUUUGCACUUAAGGUUAAUUACGUAAAUUGGGGUGUAAUUUGUAAGUAGUCAAAUUGAUAUACAAACUACGUAAUUUUAAUUCUA
Helicoverpa armigera (cotton bollworm) is the source of this 906-nucleotide messenger RNA. RefSeq names its product Methenyltetrahydrofolate synthetase (gene Mthfs). Bases 170 to 763 code for a protein of 197 amino acids. Gene Ontology annotation, biological process: tetrahydrofolate interconversion; folic acid-containing compound biosynthetic process. Gene Ontology annotation, cellular component: mitochondrion. The record is from RefSeq and is a predicted model, not a curated record. NCBI's taxonomy places the organism in Eukaryota, Metazoa, Arthropoda, Insecta, Lepidoptera, Noctuidae. Gene Ontology annotation, molecular function: 5-formyltetrahydrofolate cyclo-ligase activity. The transcript has 5 exons.